AUGAGCAUUGUUCAAAUGCCAUCGAACAGAAUGUUUUGGAGUAAGGAGUUAUACUUUGAAAAAAUUGGAGAAUGCAACCCAAUGAAACCCAAAAAAUGGGGAUUUAAGAUUUAUGUUUUAUCAGGAGUAGAUGGUCUUGUACACAAUUUUGAAAUUCACACUGGCCCUAUUGAUGUGUGUCCUGGGCAACCUGAUUUAAAAGCAUUAGGAAACAUUGUAAUGAAUUUAUUAGUAAAUGUCUCAAGGCAAAAAUGGCAUAAGUUAUACUUCGAUAACUGGUAUACUAGUUUAGAAUUAGUCAAAACACUGUUUACACAGGGAAUUACAUGGGUUGGAACUAUAAUACCUAAAGUGUGCGGAGCUACUCAACCUGCACCAGCGGGCAUAACAGUUAUUAAAUUAGAAGCAGCUUUUAAAUUAGAAGCAGUUAUUAAAUUAGAAGCAGCUUUAGCAACUUCAAAUUCUAAGCCUGUUCAUUCGCCAAAUGUGGACCUUAUUGAAACAUCUGUGGUAACUCCCAUUGCAUGUACCAAGUCAUGUGGUCCAAAAAAGAUGGUUGUGUCAAUAACGGAUGCAAUAGAAAAUCAUCCUUUAAAAAAUAGCAUCAUUAUUGAGGCACAAAAAGCUGUAAUGGAUUAUGGCUUGCAUCGUCUUCUUGUCAAAGUAGCAUGCUCUUACUUAAUUGAUUGCUUCGGAAACUAUCCUCCACCAGAGCAUCAAUUAGCCAUGGCAAAAAGUAUUGUUUCAACUUUUAAGUUUAGGGCAUGUCGAAGCGGAAAUGGACAUGAAUUAUACUACUGUGCGGGUACAUCAAAGGGUUUUCUCACUAACCGUUUUAGAGAAAUUUAUCGUCGUUACCCAGCAGAUGUAAAAAAAUACCGUUCUCGCUGCAAAAAGAGUGAUGGGUUUAUUGCUGUUGGCGAUGACCCAGCGGAAAUAAGCAACGAAGAAUAUGAUUUAAUAAAGACAAAAUUGUUGCAUCUUAUUUAUAUAGACCGAAAUGAAAAUGAGAUUGUAGAACUGAUGAACAAAUCACGUUUAUGCAGGCAAUUGUGGAUCCGAAAUGAUUUACCGACAGCUAAUAGGAUACUUGAGGAAUUUCCAAGAUUUAUGGACACUCCAUUGUUGUUAAAUGAUGAAUUCCAAUCCAUUAAUCGAAGUUAUGUAGAAAAUAUUCCAGUUUUAUUGGAAACAAAAAUUUCGAAACAAAUAAUUGCAUACUGCAGGCUGACUGGCAAAUGCAUUGACAUUAUAGGUGACAUAGAUACUGAAGGGAACAGCAAUACAGAUGCAUUAGUACUAAAAUCUUUAAAAGCCCUUGUUUAUCUUUUGCCAACUAUGGGAAAAUAUCGUGUUUCACCAGGUGCAGCAAUGCUUUUCCUAAUUGAAGAACUAAAGGAAAGAUUUAUUUCGAAAUCUCAUUUGUUUCUUAAAUUAUAUACCAUUAGUAUAUAAUUUAAGAAACAAAUGAGAUAAUUUAAGAAACAAAUGAGAAAUCUAUACCAUUAGUAUAUAAUUGCAUACUUUUUUUUUCAGGACGGCGAGACACUCGAGUGUCUCGCCGUCCUGAAAAAAAAAGUAUGCAAUUUUUUAAAGUUUGAAGUAAAUCUAAUAGAACAAAAAUUAAACACAAGUAAAAUAACGAGAUAAAGAAGAUUGAACAGUUGUUAGUAUAAUUAAAUUUAAUACUUCCUUAAAAUUAUA
Molecule: messenger RNA, 1704 nt
Organism: Hydra vulgaris (swiftwater hydra)
Lineage: Eukaryota; Metazoa; Cnidaria; Hydrozoa; Anthoathecata; Hydridae
Source: RefSeq, a predicted model, not a curated record